Molecule: messenger RNA, 4566 nt
Organism: Eremomyces bilateralis CBS 781.70
Lineage: Eukaryota; Fungi; Ascomycota; Dothideomycetes; Eremomycetales; Eremomycetaceae
Exons: 1
Coding region: 143-4204 (1353 amino acids)
Source: RefSeq, a predicted model, not a curated record
GCCAUUCACCGCCUACAACAAACUCCUAGCUUUGAUCUACAAAGUACAACGAAGUCGUCCACGGGAUCCCUACCUCUCACAAUAGGGCAAACAUGUGGAAAUAUGUCACCUUCACCAUCUUCAACCGUUCAGCUCCCAGAUAAUGUCCAAGGAUGCCUCCACGGGAAGGUUGUCCAUGGCGUCGUCACUUCACCCCUCCGACCCUUCAUCAUCGACUACAUACUCCCGUCAUGCCACUCCAACCUCCGACCAACGCGGGCAGAGCUUUGGAUAUGACCGAAGUCCUACUCCAUCCCGACUCUCAGCGUCGCCUUCACCGGGCCCCCCAUCUCGAGAGGGGACGCCGUUGAGCAGCUUUGGGGGAAACGAGUCGCGGUUGGGCACGCUGCGAAGACAUCGGCCAAGGAGCACAGGAGGGUUUCUCUUGCCUUCUUUAGGGAAACACACCGAGCCAAAGGGGUCAGGGAGGAUAUCGCAAGUUGAUAGCCGGAGAGGGUCGGGCAAGAGCAAUGGAAAGGCACCGUAUCCUUAUCCAAGAGCUUCUCCAAGAGUCACCCCAGAACCGCCAUCUGCUCCACACAGACACCGAGACUCAACGACCAGUUCAAGAAAUACGUCUACAGGACAAAGUGCGGGUAUGUCUGAGGACCUGAGAGAAAGCACAAAGCAUCAGGACCAGGAUGAUCAAGAAAUUCAACCGGUCCAAGAUGCUCUCUUCGACCCCGGGCGGCCGACAUCUGCGACGUCGAGCAUUGACCCUAUGCAACUUGUCCAUAUGGCCCUCAACCUCAGCGAAACGCGUCGAAGAACCUCCCAUAAUUCCCAGUUUCUAACCGGGGGACGGAACGCCUCCGGCGGGUUUUCCCCGACACCCCGCGCUGGAAUCCAUCAGAACUAUAGCGGGGGAAAUUUACGAGUACAUCUUCAGCGGCAACGGCAAGCAUCGCAGACCUUCAGCGCUGGGAGCUCUUCCCCAACGUCGAUACCGUUGUCCAUACCCGGCUCACCGCCUACGGUUGUCCCGCUAAGCGACUUCGCGUUCUCUGAUGCCACCCUGAAGCGGGCGGAGAAGUUUCGAGCAUACAUGGAACUGAAGGUUGAGCAUUGGAGGUUGUUGCAGUUUCUACCGCCCUUGAAAUCGAGCAGCGAGGCUCCCGGCAACUCCUAUUACACUUCGACGGGCAUUCCUGGAUCUUCAAACGUGGAUCUGAAGAGGGUGCCGUCUCACUCCGGGAAAGUUCACCCACUUGGACGCGAAUAUAAUCCGAUGCAAUUAAUCCGGGACCGGAAGUUACGCAACCGCUCUAGGAUUGAGUUACGGCCUACUCCCGAACAUUGGACUGACGUCGUACGCGUCCGGUACUGGAUUGAUACUGUUCAGCAUGCUGCACGCCAACCGGACUACCGAGGCGGAGAUAACGUCCGGCUACCUCAAUAUGCCGAGCAUGGGCAUCCAACAAGCCAUGGGCGCACUUCUGGUAUUGGACCAGGCUGGAAAUCAAGGCGACAACCGGAUUGGACCGCGGAGCCAUCCGAACUCUUAGCGGAUGCAUACUGGCUUGAACAAGAUGCUCACAAAGCUGAAAUAGAAAAGCGAAACGGAAACAAAAUCUUCCCGAGCUUUGAGUCCGACGUCGCAGGGCAGCUUCCUGCGACGGAGUCAACCUCCCAAGUCCGUCCUAGCCUGGAGGUUCCUCGAGACCCGCACCGCCGCAGAAAUUCCGCGCUAUCGAACACGGCCUUGUCUAUAAAAUCCACGGAAUCUGAGCCAAGUAUUCCAAGCGAUGAACGAGAUCCGGAUUCUAAUCGAGGACGGCGGCACAAGCGUCGAUUCCUCGGCAAGGGAAGCCGCGAUGAGGGGUCUGGAAAUAACCCUCUCAAGCAAGCGUGGAACAUGGCUGCUCGAGCCAGAAGCCCGAGUUCGAGCGGAUUAAGCAGUACGGACUCGGAGUAUGAGGGCAAGGAGCGCAAGAGGCGGAGGAGGGCGCCCAGAGAAGGCGAGGAGAACACUGCGCCUUUGGAACGCUUUAUGGCGCAGCAACUCCGCGUGAGCGCCGCCCAUCUUGCUCCUGAUCAGGGCACCACAGCUUUAGUUAGCCCGGGAACUCCUGAUAAAUGGGGAAGGGAGGGGGUAAAGCCAUCCAACGAGCCACAACCUAGCUCGAGUCCCACCUCGCCGGAACUCGCUGUCAUGAAAACUCCCCCGAAACAAGUCGGUCGACAAAUUCCCACUAUCCAACUCGACCAGCGGCAGAAAUCGCCUUCGACAGGGUCAUCGAUGGAUGCCGAUCGGAACAACUCCACGACACCCAGUUCUCCGCUUGUCCAAGCUCUGUCACAUAACAUGGCCGUCAUUUCCCCUGCCUCCAGCCGCAAACAAAGCCCGACGAGAGACAAGAAGUUUACUAGGCAUCUACCGAAAUUUGGCGGCGAGCUGGCCAAACUGGUGAAGCGGGUUGACCAAGAGAGCGACGACAGAAGCUCUCGGCAAGCAAGCGGUGAACGAGAGAGAUCUGGAAGUACUAGCCAAGGCAUGGGUGCGAAUGGUGGAAUAUACCCGAAGUCGGCCAUUCCUGUGCCAGUUCAGAAGGAUGACGUGCCAAUCACUGGGCAGAUGGCUCCUAUCGGCUAUAGGAAACGCUCAAAGGACGAGAAAGAGCCCGGAUCAUCUGUUUCGAGAUUUUUUAGAGGGCGGCUAGGCGAUAUUGGACGUGGGAAUAACAAGCAUGAUGUUAAUUCAGAUUCUCACACCAAUGGCGAGGACGAAUCGGACACGACCGAAGAUGAUGAAGUUAUGAAGUCAAAGAAGACGGCAAUUCACACACAGUCGACAUCUAACCUGGAACGCCGACGAGAGACCACCAUGCCACGAUACCGGGGCGAGUUGCCGACAUUCAGACACCUCGACGUACAUUCGAUCCGAGAAGAUAUGUCGGAACCGUCCAAUCCCGACCACAUCUCCGCCCAGAAGGCUGCACAAAGCGCCAAUCGCUCACCCCGCCUCGACCGAUUAAAGGAUGACCUUGGGCGCAUCCAAACUGCUUCAUCUCCGGAACUCUCCAAAUGGCCGAGUGAGCAAGCCGUAGAUGACUCCCAGUUCUUGGACGUCGAUAACGCUGCUUCGAGGCGACUGUGGAAGCCAACUAGCAGAAAGGACACAAACCGAGCAUCAAAAUCGAGUGCACGUCUUGCUGCUGUCGUGGGCAGAGGGGCCCGAACCUCUAGCACCGGACGGGUUCGCCCGGAUCGAAGAUCCUAUACUUCACACUUAUCUGCUAGCAGAAGCCGCAGUCGAGGUGGGCUCUCUGUGAAUCAAGAUGACACCAUGUACCCAAGAUCCCACCGACACUGGUCUAUCUCGCAACACAGCAAUCGAAAAGCAAGCAGUAUUGUGAGCGGCAAUGAUGCUAACGCCUCCAUAACAGGGGAGGAUGAAGAACUAGAGACCGUCGACGCGAAGAGCAUCGCACGGAUCGAGGCGCUGCUGCUUUGUGCCGGGAUCAAAGCCCGGAGUCUUUACUUGCGGGAAGUCGAUGUGAGGGGUGCUCGAGCGGCACCCGGUCGUCAUGAUGUCGAGCAAGAAGCAAUGCCGGAGUUCCUACGCGAAGCCAUCAAUGGCGAAUGUAUCUCCCACAAUAUAUUGGGUGAGAUGCGACAGAAGUUCUCCGAGGCCGAUGUUGAAGAACUCGCGCCGUCCAACCUCCGCUCCAUCGACGAAUCCAUGCAGGAGGCCUUUACCCUCGCGCAACACAGCCAGUCGCACCACCAGCUGGUCACGAUCGGUUGCCGCACUCUAUCCUCGUCACUCAACAACCUCUCUCUUACACUUAAACAACAAGGCACUCUCUUCCAGUCCCAGGCCUCAAGCAUCUCCACGCACCUCUCCUCCUUUCGCGAGCUCACCAGCGAUGACCUCUUACCGAAUACUCUCCUCUUGUCCGAUACCGCGGACAACAUCACUGGGUCUCUAUCCCGCGACCUCACGCUGGAGCUGCGUCGCGUCAAUGAGCGGGUCGAGCGGCUGAUCCGGAUGCGACGCAGGCGGUUCCGAUGGGUGCGCCGAGUUGGGUUUGUGUUGCUAGAGUGGAUGCUGCUCGGGAUCAUGUGGUGGGUAUGGUUCGUCUGGGUCGUGCUAGUGAAAGGAUCGAUUACCGUGGUGAGGGGUGUUGGAAGGGCCAUUUUAUGGUGCUUUUGGGUGGAUUGAGACUUUUCGUCUGUUCGGAACAAUGGAGAUUGAGACAAUACCGGUAUACCCUGUCUGGAGCUUCCGGUCUCCUAGACGAGAGACUUGGGCAACGUAGAACUCCUUCUAGCUUCGAUUCCUUUGUCGCUUAGUAUCUUUCAUGGGUUCUUUCAUGAAUUCUUUUGCAUAGCCUGUUGGUCUGAAUAAGCAAAUGUCAGCUGGUCACGCUGUUACAAAUCGUCGUGUAAUUAUACAGAACGAGAAGUUUUCCAUUCGCAUACUCGAGAACUGGUGUCAUUUGCUUCAUAUUGCGGUCUGAUGUACGAUACUCAGAUUAAUUCAAAAUGGGAGUCGUCAAGAUUAAUCACUUCCAAUGCUCUGUC